Messenger RNA from Carassius gibelio (silver crucian carp), 1066 nucleotides. Its product is annotated as glutathione S-transferase kappa 1. Gene Ontology annotation, cellular component: peroxisome; mitochondrion. The transcript is spliced from 8 exons. The coding region runs from base 160 to 849 and encodes 229 amino acids. NCBI's taxonomy places the organism in Eukaryota, Metazoa, Chordata, Actinopteri, Cypriniformes, Cyprinidae. The record is from RefSeq and is a predicted model, not a curated record. Gene Ontology annotation, biological process: glutathione metabolic process. Gene Ontology annotation, molecular function: glutathione peroxidase activity; glutathione transferase activity.
GCUCAAGCCUCGAGUUGUUCUGUCAUUCCUCAAAUAUUUUGGAACUUGUUGCGAAAGUUUAUCAGUAACUACAAACCACGGUGCGAACAAACCUGCCUGGUGAUUAGUUUUUAAUCGAAGCAAGCAUUUUAUUGCAUUUGCUUUUCAAUUUAAGCAAAUAUGUCCAGUUCAAGAAAAGUGGUCGAGUUGUUCUAUGAUGUUGUUUCUCCGUAUUCGUGGCUGGCAUUUGAGGUGCUGUGUCGCUAUAGAAAUGUUUGGAACAUCGACCUCAAAUUUAAACCGGCAUAUUUAGGGGGAGUCAUGCAUGAGUCAGGAAACCGCCCCCCUGGAAUGGUCCCAAAUAAGUUUCAUUACAUGACCACAGAUCUGAAGCGGCUGUCUGACUAUUUUGGGGUCCAUUUGUCUCCACCUUCAAAUGUUUUUGAGGCAAUGUUUGAGAAAGGCACACUGAAUGCGAUGCGUUUUGUGACAGCUGUAGCAGAGAAGGAAAAAGGGGGAGACAUGCUGGUGGAGAGGGUAUCUAGAGAGCUCUGGAAAAGAAUCUGGAGUACUGAUCAGGAUAUUACCCAACCUGCCUCACUCACUGAGGCAGGAUUAAAGGCAGGUCUCUCAGCCAAUGAGGUGGAGGCAAUUCUGACUCUUUCGAAAUCUCAGCCAAUCAAAGACAAACUGAAGAGUGUCACACAGGAAGCACUGGAGCAUAAAUGCUUUGGUUUUCCUUUCAUUGUGUGUUAUGUGAAUGGGAAGCCUGAGGUCUUCUUUGGUUCUGACAGAUUUGAGCUCAUGGCUCAUUGCAUCGGGGAGAAGUGGGUGGGGCCUCAGCCUGCCAACCCCAGAGCCAAAAUGUGAUAGAUGCUCUUCUAUAUUUCUAAUUAAAAUUUUUAAAUGGUGUAAAUUCAUAACGCUCUUACAAUAUAAACAUACUGAAUACAAAAGAGAGGGGGAAAAAGCAUUGGGAGACAGAAAUAAUAACAUUUGUCUUUAUACUAUACUGUUCAAAAGUUGUUGUUUUUUUGUGCUCACCAAGGCUGCAUUAAUUGAAUUAAAAAUACUGUAAAAACUGUAA